Molecule: messenger RNA, 708 nt
Organism: Emiliania huxleyi CCMP1516
Lineage: Eukaryota; Haptophyta; Isochrysidales; Noelaerhabdaceae
Exons: 5
Coding region: 1-708 (235 amino acids)
Source: RefSeq, a predicted model, not a curated record
AUGCCGGCGGAGAGGAGCCUCCUCCUCGUCGACACGUGCCCCACGCCGCCGCGCGCGUACCUCGCCAGCCUGGGCGCCGGGCGCGCCUUUGCCUGCUGCAAGCAGGACGGCCAGGCGGCGCGCGCGGUGCCGCUGGGCAGGCCGCACUCCGCCGCCGACGCGAAGGAGAAGGGGCGGCUCGCAAAGGCGGGCGCCACCGCGAGCGGCGGACUUGUCUGUGGGCUCCCCGUCUCGCGCUCGCUCGGCGACGGCGCGGCCAAGCGGGCCGCGCCGGGCGUGCUGCUCCCCAUGCCGGACGUGUCCUCCUUCGACAUCAGCGCCGCGCAGCGCUUUGUGCUGCUUGGCUCGAGCGGCGCGUGGAAGGGAGGCGCCGCCGCCGGCGAGACCGCCGUGCAGAAGCUCAGCGCGGAGCUCGCGCGGAUGGACGCGCGGCGCAACGAGAUUGCGGCGAUGCUCUCGGACGACUCCCGCCUCGCCCUGCUGGCUGCGGGGAGGGUGAAUGCGCUGCAGCGUGAGCGAGACGAGCGCGCAUGCGAGGGUGCCGUGCUCGCCGACCUCUCUCGCUCCCUGGCGGGAGGCAAGCAGCUGGCCGACCCGCCGUUUGCCCUCCUCCUCGUGCGGACCCUGCCGCCGGACGACCGCGCCGCGGAGGCGAAGGAGCGAGGUGCGGCGGCGGAGCAGGCCAAUGUGGUGGUCGACUUUUUCUAG